Messenger RNA from Gasterosteus aculeatus aculeatus (three-spined stickleback), 894 nucleotides. The record is from RefSeq and is a predicted model, not a curated record. NCBI's taxonomy places the organism in Eukaryota, Metazoa, Chordata, Actinopteri, Perciformes, Gasterosteidae.
GAGUCUUUGAAAAAAUUAAAAAAUGUCCAGAUGGUGCGUUGUGCAGUUCAGCAAUGGUGCAACAGAAACUGUGCCAAACACAUGGGUGGAAGGGGAUAAAGUCUUCUGGCCCCCAUACCCUCCUAAGGACUCUAUUAGGCUGAAUGCAGCCAUCCUGAACAGAGAACAGCCUGGACAGGGAUGGCACACAUAUCAACCUAUCCGGCUCCUCAUAACUCGUGAUAGCCAUGAUGAGGCAGUGAGGAGCCUGGACAGAUAUGUGAAUAAAGACUGUGACACCACUGACAUCCAGUCUGAGGAGGAGAGCCACCAUGGCCUAAAAAGAAAAAGAAGACCAAAUCCAUUGUAUCAUUCCGAUGAGGAGCCCCAGAAUGAGCGGAGAUUCGCCCAAGCCCCCAAAGUUUUACUUCCAGCAGCAAUCCAACUAGCCAGUCAGGACAGCCAACCACCACCACCUCCACGAAUACAUCAAACCCUCCAGUGCCCCAAUUCCCCCAUGUGUUCUUACCCCAAUGUCCCAGCAUUGUUCCCUGGAGAUGAAUUGGCGUUCUCCCCCAUGAAUUUACUCCAGAGGCCAUCUCCUGAAGAUGUGGCCAUGCAAAAACUUCUUACUGCAGUGACAGAGUUGUCCAAGGAGGUGAAGGACCUGCGAGAGGAGUUCAGGCAAUUCCGCCAGUCCUGCAAGUGUGGACAGUCGGAGUCUGUGGGACGGCCACUGGCGGAGCCCUUGGAGCUGCCCCUCCGCACUAUGGAGGCCCUGGACCGUAAGAGAUACUGCUAAACAGCACAAACCGCCAGGCAAUGACCGCUCGUCUCAUCACUAUUGGAGGUGAGGGUCCGCCGUAUGAUGGCACACCUGUUGUCAAAUGAACUGGCUUCUGGACUGAACUGGGC